AUGCACGCCUCCGGCGCGGUGAUGCCCUCUCCGUCCUCGAUGGGAUUCCGCGGCGGCGGCGGCCCGGAGUGGGUUCUCACGGACAGCGCGUUUCACAUCGGGUACCGCGCGUGCGACGCGCUCGUUCGAUGCGCGGCGUCCAACCCGGGCGUCUUCGCCGGCGUGGAGGUCUGCGCGUACGGCGACUUCAUGCAGUGUUUAGGCACCGACCCGGACGACUCGUACCGCGCGCGCAUCGAUCACGUCGCGUCGAUCGCGUCCGGGGUUACCGGGACGGUCGCCGCCGCCGCCGCCGCCGACGGCGGCGGCGUUCAGGCGACGCGGCUGCGCGCGGCGCGGGAGGCGCUCGCGAAGACGCUGAAGGGCGCGCCGUUGCUCGUCGUGCCCGUGCUUCCUUCGCGGUUCGUGCACGUGGGGACGCUUCCGGAGCUUUUGCACCACUCUGUUGCGGACGGGGACGUCCUCGCGGCGCUCCCCGCCGCGCAUCAGGGCGUGAGCUUGGGGACGUGGGACGUCGCGAUGAUGAACGGCAUCGGCGGCGGGGGCGGCGGCGGCGGCGGCGGCGGACGAAAAGUCAGUCGUCUCUCCGUCGGCGCCGACGGCGUCUGGGGCGCGGGAAAAGGCGCGGGCCCGAGCGCGUGCGAGCUCGCGUCGUUCGUGUCUCGGGGCGCGAGGAUAGGCCCGAAAUCUCUCGUCGCGCACUGCGACGUCGGCGCGCUCGCGACGAUCGGCGCGGGGUGUUUACUCCACGACGUGGACGUGCCCCGAGGCGCCGUCGUGCCAAACGGAUGUUUUCUUCACGCGGUUCCUCUUCGCGCGGCGGCGGCGACCGGCGCGGGGAUCGAGGUCGCUCCCGGGACUUUCGGCGACGACGGCGCCGGCGCGAGCUGCUGGACGUGCAUCGUCCUCGACGUCCACGACGAGGUGAAAAAACCCGGGAAGAGCACGCUGUGCGGCGUCCCCGUCGUCGACGCGGCGUCGCGGCUCGGGUUAGACCCCGGCCCCGGCGCGUCCGUGUGGACCGAGGACGAGCCGCGGACGACGACGACCGCGAGGGUGUUCCCGGUCUGCGCGUCCGCGAUGGAGGCCACGGAGGCGGCGUUGAGGGUCUGGGGGACGAUCAAAGGCGGCGGCGCGAGCGAGGGGACGGCGCCGGACGUCGCGACGCUGCGCGUGUCCAUCGGCGAGGCGUUGCGGACGCUCGCGGAUCACGCCGCGGCGGCGGGUCGACGCGACCGCCUCCGCGCACGCGUCGUCGGCGCGGCGAUACGUCAGAUGCUGACCCGGGACACGCCGGUGGAGCGGUGGAUCGAGCGCGCGCCGCCGUUGCGCGCCGUGAGGGCGGAGAUGGACGGGAGCGACGUCGACGCCGCGGUGAGACGCGCGUUGGCGCUGACGAGGUCGGCGGUGGAUCCCAACAGAGCGUCGGCGGCGGCGGCGGCGGCGACGGCGGCGGCCGGAAACGACGGCGGCGAGCGCUUGGACCGACAGACCGUCCUCGACGCGUCGCGCGUCGCGCUCGCGCUCGCCGCCGGCGACGACGUCGACCCCGCCGCGAAAGCCGCGGCGGAGGGCGCGGCGGCGAGGUUCCUCCGCGCGGCGGUGUGCGCGCCGUUCGCGUCGAGCGGCGUGCUCUUCGGGAGAGGGGGCGUGGACGCGUCCGCGGCGCGCGAGCUGCCGCCGCCGCCGACGACGACCGCGAUCUCCAGCGGGCGAGCCGCGCACGGGGUGAGAGUGGAGUACCCCGCGCGAUUGAACCUCGCGGGCGGGUGGACGGACACGCCGCCGUAUUCCCUGGAACGGAACGGCGCUGUGCUUCACGUCGCGGUGCUCACCGCCGCCGCCGCCGCGCCCGCCGCCGCGCCCGCCGCCGCCGCCGCGCCCGCGGAGACGGCCGCGGGGUCUGAGGAGCCGACGGCGGACGUGAACGCGGACGCGGACGCGACGGCGACGGACGCCGCGAAGAUCGACGCGGACGCGGACGGCGGCGUGGUCGGAAGGCCGAUCCGCGUCGUCGCCGCGAGGCUCCCCGGGAAACCCGGGAUCGUUCGAUUCACGACCGAGCCCGGGCUCGGGGACGGCUCGGAGGGACCGUCCAGCGAGGAGAUCCGCACCGUGGACGCGCUCUUGGAACACGACGACCCGACGUUACCGUUCGCGCUGCACCGCGCGUGCGUCGCGCUCGCGCUCGUGCCCCACGACGCGGCCGCGGGAAGAAUCGACGACGCGACGACGACGACGACGACGACGACGACGCGGCGGAAAAAACCAAAGCUCGCGUCCGUGAUCGACGGGUUCCUCGGCGCUUCCGGGUUCGGCUUGGAGAUCCGCACGCGCGUGGACCUCCCGCGCGGGUCCGGGCUCGGAACCUCGUCGAUCCUCGCCCUCGCGGUGAUGCACGCGCUGCACGAGCUCAGCACCGGGUGCGAGUGGAAGCCGAACGGGAGGGAGGACGACGAGGACGACGAGAGCGACGCGUUUUUAGCCUCCGUGUUCGCGGCGACGACGGCGACGACGACGUCGACGACGGCGACGACGGCGACGACGACGUCGACGACGGCGGCGGCGGCGGAGACGAGACCGCGGUGGGCGGGGCGGUCCGUCCUCGUGUCCCCGCCCUCGGGGUCUUCGCCGGGGGAGACCUCCAUAGAGUCGUACGUCGAAGCGAGCGACGAGCCGGACGAGUCGGACGCGUUCUUGAUGAGCGUCCUCGGCGGCGCCGGUCGUCCCGUCGUCGAGUGGCCGGCGUCGAGGGUCGCGUUCAACGCCGUCCUCGCCGUCGAGGCGAUGAUGACGACGGGCGGCGGGUGGCAGGACCAGGUCGGCGGCGCGAUGGAGGGCGCGCGACUGUCCACGUCCACGCCCGGGGCGGCGCGCGGGAUAGACGCGUUGGAUUCACUCCCACAGUACGAGUCGCGGGUCGCGUCGACGCCGGCGGCGUGCGCGGCGUUUGUCUCGCGUCGCGUCGUCGUCGUCUUCACCGGGGCGGUGCGUCUCGCGAAGGCGGUCACCUCGAGCGUCGUCGACGGUUGGCGGCGGCGCGCCGUGGACGUGGAGGCGUGCCUGAAAGCCUGCGUCGCGAUCGCCGGGGAGAUGGCGUCGUCGUUGGACGCUCUCGGGGCGCUGCCGUCGUCGUCGUUCGUCGGCGCGGGGUCCGAGGCGGCGAACGCGGGGAUCGAAAAACUCGCCGACGCGUUGGAGCGGCAUAAAAAAAUCCAAGAGAAGCUCUGGCCCGCGAUCACGUCCGCGCCGGUGAAAGCGCUGUACGACGCGAUCGCGCCGCUGUGCCUGGGCUCGCACAUCUGCGGCGCCGGGAACGGCGGGCACGUCAUCGCGUUUCUGCGACCGGGGGCGUCGGCGUCGGCGGCGGCGGCGGCGGCGGCGGCGUGCGCCGAGGCUCCGAACGCACGGGUCGUUCGCGUAGAGAUGUUGCUCGGCGGCGGCGGCGGCGGCGGCGUGGGCGGUGCGGGCGGGAAAUCGAUGGCAGGGGAUGUGGACGUGGGGUUGGGGGGGGUAGACGGCGGCGAGAACGAGCCCGGAGCGGCGAACAAACGGCGGCGGGUGGGCUAG
Messenger RNA from Micromonas pusilla CCMP1545, 3570 nucleotides. RefSeq lists its product as uncharacterized. The coding region runs from base 1 to 3570 and encodes 1189 amino acids. The transcript has a single exon. Gene Ontology annotation, molecular function: fucokinase activity. The record is from RefSeq and is a predicted model, not a curated record. NCBI's taxonomy places the organism in Eukaryota, Viridiplantae, Chlorophyta, Mamiellophyceae, Mamiellales, Mamiellaceae. Gene Ontology annotation, biological process: GDP-L-fucose salvage.